Molecule: messenger RNA, 2895 nt
Organism: Saccostrea echinata
Lineage: Eukaryota; Metazoa; Mollusca; Bivalvia; Ostreida; Ostreidae
Product: glutamate receptor 2-like
Exons: 18
Biological process (GO): monoatomic ion transport; modulation of chemical synaptic transmission; synaptic transmission, glutamatergic
Cellular component (GO): plasma membrane; postsynaptic membrane
Molecular function (GO): transmitter-gated monoatomic ion channel activity involved in regulation of postsynaptic membrane potential; glutamate-gated receptor activity
Source: RefSeq, a predicted model, not a curated record
AUACAGUGUCUUAAUAUGCGUUCAGUUCUAGUAAUUGUGUGUGGUUUUUUGUUCCAGUCUGCGUAUUGUGUCGAGACAGUACCCUAUCAACACGGCUUCCCUAUCGGUGCCAUAUUUGAUUGGAGCGAUGUAUAUGCCAGGACUGGAUUUCACUACGCCAUGAACAAGAUACUACAACAGAAAAAGAACCAUUUUAAUUUCUCCACAAUCAUUGAGGACAUCUCAAUACACGAUAGCUUCCAACUCAUCCAAAAGAUUUGUGGACAUUUGUCAAAUGGAGUCUUUGCACUAGUAGGAUCCCAGUCUCAAAUUUCCCACGAAGUCCUUGAUUCUUACACUCGUGUGUUUCACAUGCCUUAUUUGAGCCCAAACACAGACAACAACCCACAUCAGAUCAAACCAUUCUCCAUCUUCAUGAAGCCAGAUACAACCCGGGCUAUAGCCUCCAUCAUCAUUCAUAAUAAAUGGACGAAAUUCUACUAUAUUUACGAUACGGAUUCUGGUUUAUCACAACUUAUGGAACUGGAGCUGCUGUUAAAAGACGGCGACUUUCAAAAUACAGAGGUAACGUCAAGGCGCCUCAGGAGCUUACACGAGGCCCACAGGGACCUCAAAAUGCUGGACGAACAACAUGGACAUUCAAACGACACUAAUCCAAUUCAUAUUGUCUUUGAUUUGUCAAAUGAAACUGCUUACGAUGCUGUUUUACAACAGAUACGAAACGUCGGAAUGAAUAAAAAAGGAUAUUCAUAUUUACUUGGCAGUUUGGAUAUAGUAAACCAUGGUUUAGAGCGAUUUUCACAUGGCGGUGUGAACAUCACAGGAUUUCAACUAGUAGAUCAUCAGUCGGAAAUUGUCCAAAAUUUUCUGGAGGAAUGGAGGCAAUUACCAAUCUCGAUUUGGAAAGGGGCAGGGGAAACAAUCAGGGUGGAAUCUGCUCUCAUGGUCGACACAGUGAGCCUAUUACGUGAAACCAUUCAAUCUAUGAUAAAAAACAAUUCCGAAGUCUUCAGAUCUACUUUUAGAAGAGCAAAAGUAUACAACUAUGACCUUACUCAAGGUAUACCCUGCACUGGAAAUAGACCAUGGAUGCAUGGACUAAAUAUAAUGAAUAAUCUCAAAAAGAUUUCCAUUAAUGGACUUACUGGUGACAUAUCUAUUGAUGAACAUGGGCGCAGAUCUAACUACUCUAUUGGGGUAUAUAAAGUGGGAUUCAAAGAAAAUCCAACAAAGAUAGGCAGAUGGGUAGACAAUGUCGGUUUUGUCGCAGAGGGAACCAAUAUUACACAAGAGACAGAUGAUGGGGAGCUGAAGACCUUAGUUAUCACCAGUAUUUUUGAGAGACCUUUUCUUCAGUACAAAAAGGAAUAUGAAAACCCAGCAAACAGACGGAACGUAAAGAACCCAAACGACCUGUACGAGGGUUAUUGUGUGGAUCUUAUUGCCGCCGUCUCGGAACUUUGUGGAAACUUCAAGUACACAAUAAGACCAAAUAAAGACUCUGUGUACGGAGCCAAAGAAAAUGGAACUUGGACUGGUUUAAUUGGAGAACUUGUUCAGGGGAAAGCAGACUUAGCAGUUGCUCCUUUGACAAUUACAAAACAAAGAGAAGAGGAUAUAGCUUUUUCUAAACCUUUCAUGAAUAGUGGAAUAAGCAUUAUGAUUAAAAAACCUGAGAUUCAGAAACCCGGUGUCUUUUCUUUUCUGAAACCAUUUUCUAUCCCCCUUUGGAUGUGUAUAAUAGCAGGAUAUUUCUGUGUCAGUGUUGGAAUGUUCAUCGUCAGUCGUUUUAGUCCAGCGGAAUGGAGGCGGAAGUGUCUCCGAAUGGAUAAUGGCGUUGUUAAUAAGUUCACACUAGAGAGCUCUCUUUGGUUCACCAUGGGGGCAUUAAUGUUACAGGGUAGCGACACGUGUCCAAGAUCGGUGGCUGGACGUAUCAUAGGAGGAACCUGGUGGUUUGCUGUUUUGAUUGUCAUUUCAUCUUAUACAGCAAAUUUAGCAGCAUUUCUCACAAUAGAUAAACUAUUAACUCCAAUCCAAAACGCCGACGACCUUGCAGCCCAAACAGAAAUAGCUUACGGUACACUGUCCUCAGGAUCUACACAAUCUUUUUUCAAGGAAUCAAAAGUUCCAACAUAUCAAAAGAUGUGGGCGUAUAUGUCCACCGCUUAUCCAAGUGUUUUUGUAAAGACAACAGAGGAGGGUGUUCGAAAAGUCCGGGAUAUGAAAGGAAAAUAUGCAUUUUUAUUGGAAUCGGUUUAUAAUGAAUACUUUAGUCAGAGAGAACCAUGUGACGUAAUGCAAGUUGGCCCGCCACUCAAUACCAAAGGAUACGGGAUCGCAACCGCAAAAACUAGAAAACAUCAAGAACUAACGGAAAUGGUGUCUAUAGCAAUACUUCAAUUGAAAGAAAAUGGGUCUUUAAUUAAAAUGAAAAGACGGUGGUGGAUCGAAAAAGGUGAAUGUGGUGUUCAGGAGGAAAAUCAGGGUAGCAAGAAGAAGAAGAAAUCACUCUCAUUAAGUAAUCUGGCCGGGGUUUUCUUUAUUCUUAUAAGCGGCCUAGUUUUUUCUAUUAUUCUUGCCGUUAUUUAUUUCCUACGUUCGAGGUCCAACAGUAAACAAGGGGGAUUUCUUAUGCUUGGGAAUGACAAUACAAAUAUGUACCCAGAAUACUCUACAUAUCCUGUAGGAGAACAUAGCAAUGGAAUGAGUCCAAUAGUGCCUAAAGGGAUUUUAUCUAAUUCUGAAAAAUUUGCCAUGGACGAUGCGUCAAACAACAGAGUCAACCACAUCCAUGCCACCAGUCUUUUAUGAUACAUCUGAUUUAUUUAUAAUAACAUGUAUUUUCUCAUUUUUUAUACAUAUAUGCAUGUUCCACAUCUUUGAUCAGAUACA